CCGUCGGUUGUUUGCGAGACCUUCGACCAAGUGCUACCUCACGCGCUGGCGCAGUGACUUCAAUACAUUCCUAUUGUUUAUUUCGCGAUUGACUUUUGCCGAGUGACAGUGAUAGUUUUCUCAGUUUAAUUGUUUUAACAAUUUUAAUUUAUUAAAUUAUUUUAAAAUGAACAAAAAGAUUGAUUUAGGUAGUCUUUACCGCAGAUUAUUCGAUGCCUAUAGUGCAGCUUAUGCUGACAAAAAAAAACAAAUCAUACAAGAAGAAGUUAACGCCUUAUGGAAAAGAUUAAAAAAUAAUGAUAACAUUGAAGAUGAGACAGAAUCAAAAAUUAAAGAAUUACAAGUGAAAUUGACCAAAAAAAAGGGGACACUUUUGAGUUUUUUCUCAAAGAAUCCUUCUUCAUCAAAGGCUUUAGCACUAGUAAAGCCACAAGACAGUAAAGAGGACACUAAACUGAGUAAUUCAGAAGAAAUUAAAAAUGUUAUGACAGAACCAAGUAGAUGUCAAUCACUUCAAAUAGUAGCUAAACCAACACCUAGUCAACACGUUUCGAAGAAUAAAAUUAUUGUACUCGAAUCUGAGCUCAAUAGCUUAGUAUUAGCACGUGAUGCUGGUAUAGCGACAGAUGAUGCUACCAAAAAAAUAACAACAUUACAAAAAGAUAUUCAAGCAGAAAAGACCUCAUUGAAAAGAAAAAUCGACGCAGCGAAAUGCCAAAAAAAAAGUCGUGAUACUAAAAAACAAAAAUUUUUAGAACUGUGUGAAAAUAAUCCUGAUGUUGCAACUGCUCUUAAACUUCGAAAUACUUAUGGUCGGCCUAGAGUUGAGGAAAAUCAAUCCGGUUUACUUGAAGUAAUAAAAUCAAUUGCUCUUUUUGAUGGCGCAGCUGAUGAUCGCCGUCGUACUGAAGUUAUAAGAUGUUGUAAGACAUUAGACGACUUGCAAGCUGAACUAUUUAAGCAAGGCUAUACUAUCAGUCGCUCAGGAUUGUAUUUGAGACUUCUUCCCAAGCGAGUAAAUACAGAGGAAGGUAAAAAACAUGUCGUAACCGUUCCUGUCAAGCUUUGUAAACCAGACUCUACGAUACAUUCAAAGCAUAAAUAUGGCAAAUUUUGUACCGCUACUAUACGAAAUCUUGAAUCUGUAGCUUCAAUUUUGGGUCCGGAUCAAGUUUUUUUUUUUUUAUCGAUGGAUGAUAAAGCACGUGUACCUUUAGGCAUUACAGCAGCUAACGCUCAAGCACCAAUGUUAAUGCAUCUUGAUUACCGUGUCCAAUUGCCAGAUCAUGAUUUUGUAGUCGCCGAGAAACAUAAACUUAUUCCAUCUGUUUAUGCGGGCAUUCUAAUAAAAAAAGAUGGUGAAGGAUCACCUGAAGCUGUGACGUACUCUGGUCCUACAUACGUAGCAAUUCGUAGUGGAAAACAUUCAUCUUCCAAUGCAGAGACUCAUGCCAUUGACAUUCAUAAGCUUUCUGAAUUACCGACUUUCGAAAACUUAUUGAGAACUAGAGAAGGUUUUGUAAAACCUGUAUUUAUUUUCACAUGCGAUGGUGGUCCUGAUGAAAAUCCACGGUACGAGCGGGUUAUAAUUUCAGCUAUAAAACAUUUUAAAGAUUUUGAUUUAGAUGCAAUUUUUAUAGCUACAAAUGCCCCAGGAAGGAGUGCAUUUAACAGAGUCGAACGACGCAUGGCACCUCUUAGUCGUGAACUUACUGGUGUAAUAUCAAAUCAUGAUGAUUUUGGGUUACAUCUCGAUUCAAGUAAUCGAACUAUUGAUUUGGAGCUAGAAAAACGGAACUUUGAAAGUGCAGGAAAUGUGUUAGCUGAUAUUUGGAGCAAAUUAGUCAUUGAUGAAUUUCCUGUAGUUGCCGAAUAUUUCGAAAUAUAA
This is a messenger RNA of Leptinotarsa decemlineata (Colorado potato beetle), 1888 nucleotides long. RefSeq lists its product as uncharacterized. Lineage: Eukaryota; Metazoa; Arthropoda; Insecta; Coleoptera; Chrysomelidae. The record is from RefSeq and is a predicted model, not a curated record.